Molecule: messenger RNA, 2103 nt
Organism: Recurvomyces mirabilis
Lineage: Eukaryota; Fungi; Ascomycota; Dothideomycetes; Mycosphaerellales; Teratosphaeriaceae
Exons: 2
Coding region: 1-2103 (700 amino acids)
Source: RefSeq, a predicted model, not a curated record
AUGUCCAGUCUGGUCUUCCGAUAUGGCGAUUUCACCGCUUCGAGUGGCUGGUCAACUAGACCGUUCCACCUGUCGGACCUGGUCCCACCGGUUCCUCAUAGCAUCUACAACCUACAGCCGGACUGCAUGAAGCAGUAUGAGAUUCUAACGGAAGAAGCUGGGCAGCUCCGAGGCCUCACACCGGAGAACUUCGCCUGUAAUGCUGGGCCGUAUGCUCCGAUCAUUGCCGUACCACAAGAGGUGUCGGCUCUUGACCCGGAGUGGGAUGUGUGUUUGCCAUGGUAUGGUGGCCUCUACGACCCUCCUGAAGCACUACAGCCCACAGCUGUUGAAGCAACGCCGACGCAUCCAGCAACCUUGACAACGACCUCGGCCUCACCAAGCCAAAAACCCACCAUCACAUCUGUCACUGCGACUACCGUCAGAACAUCCUCAUCUUCAGGCGCUGGUGCUCCCGUGCUAGGACCUAAUGGAUCGGGCAGCAGCGUACUAAACUCACCAGCUGUCGCAUCCACUGCUACAUCGCUUGCAGUCGCCUACUCCCCAGCUAUCGCUUCUACUGCGCCCUCGCUGGCACCCUUCAAACCAGCUGAUCCCGCCGCCACGUCUACGGAAACGAGCAAUGAUCCGGCAGAAGAUCCGAACGCGGCUAGUAUGACCUCUGGAGAACCAUGGUCUGCCACUUCCGCAGCUACGUCGUCUGCAGUAUCCUUAGAUGCCGGGAACAGUGUCCUAUCAAUACUGGAACAAGCCACUCGUACUAGCCAGACGGUAGCUAUUGCCACGUCCACACCAGCAAAUGUCGGAGACAGAAUCGCCAGCGUGCUUGGCAUGCAGAGUGGUCAAGAUCCUGCUAGCACGAGCAAGGGUUCUAGAGGAUCUCUAAACAGCCCCAUAGACCCGGGUUCAACGUCGGGCCAGCAGACCAUCAAGCCAGUGCCUCAGGCAACAGUCGCCGGCUUCCCGCCUUCGAUCACACUCGGCGGAAGCAUUGUCACGCAAGACCCAGCUUCAAAUUACAUGAUUGGCUCACAGACGCUCGUACCCGGCGGGCCUGCAAUUACAGCCGGAGGCACAGUUCUGGCUCUAGCACCUUCAGCAUCAGCGCUCGACGUUGACGGCCAUACGGCCAUGAUUGCGCAAGCAGCGCCUGCCGGAGGGAGUCCAAGCAGCGUUACUAAGCUCGUUAUGGCUGGAAGCACGCUCGCUCCUGGCUCAAGCAUAGUUGUUCAGGGCACGACGUACUCGCUUCCAUCGACUGGUGGCGGCAUCUAUGUCAAUGGGGUAGAGACAUUAGUCUCGAUACCGAGUAACGCCUCACCUUUGACGUUGGGAUCGGUGAUGAUGACCCCAAAAGUUGUGGCAGUGGCUACGAAAGCCAGUCUAGCACAACUGACACUUGGUGCUGAUCCGCUUGAAUACUCGCAAUCUGGUAAUGCUUUCGUCUUCGGCACUCAGACACUCACGCCUGGUGCUCAGAUCACAGCCAACGGCGAGACUCUAUCUCUGCAGAGCUCUGGCGUCGUCGUGGUGAACGGCAGCAUUACCAGAACUCUCACGUCCCAGGCUUCAUCAAUCAUCACCAUGGGGCCAGAUCUACUGAGCUACUCUCAGUCCGGCAAUGCCAUCAUCAUCGGCACAAAGACACUGUCGGUGGGCGGCCAAGUCACCGUGUCCGGUGAGACGAUCUCACUUAAACAGUCUGGUGUGAUCGUGGUCAACGGGAGCAUUACCAAGACUUUAGCUCCGGAGAUGACUUCUCUGCCAGCAGUGCUGAAGCUACUUGAUAAGACUGUGGCACUUACCACAAGUGGCACUGCUAUAGUCGUGGGCGGCCAAGUUCUUAAUCCUGGCUCUACUAUAGUGGUUGAUGGCGUUACACUCACUCUGCCUACUGGGGGUACCCGACCUAUGACCGUCACAGGCUCUGCUCAAGCGACGGGACCCCAGAGUGCGACCAGGACCUCUGUGGCAGCGGGUGGUACCUUGUCCAGCUCUCAGACGUCGAGUGCUAAGUCUCUAGUCUCGUCCAACGGAAGCAGACGGAAGUGGGAGUGGUUUGCGACCGUAUUGCUGGCUCACUGCGUAUUGAUGAGUAUGUAG